GCGGUGCUUGGUGCCAUGCGGCGCUGCGCGGGGCAGGCGGGCGAAGCGCAGAAGGAUGAAAGCAACGAGGACUUCGUUCAAGUCAGAAGGAGGGAUUUGGAAAGGCUGACAACUGAGGUCAUGCAAUUGCGAGAUUUCUUACCCAAGAUACUCGAUGGUGAUAUUGUGUGGACGUUCCAGAAACUGGAUGCUAUUGAAUCAAGCAUGGAGAAAAAGGAGGAGGAAAUAGAGCAGCUGAAAAUGGAUUGUGAGCACUUCAGAGCCCGCCUGGAAGCAGCCCAGACAGAUUGCAUGAGGGAGAAGAAGGAGAAACUAGACCUCCGGCAGCACCUGCGUGAGGCCAAGCAGCAGCUCCUGCAGCAAGCAGAGUAUUGCACAGAAAUGGGUGCAGCUGUCUGCACCUUGCUGUGGGGUGUAUCUAACAAUGAGGAGGCUGUUAAAACCAUUCUAGGAGGAAGCAAGGCAGCAAAGUUUUUUACUAUCACUGCACAGACUAUGGAGAGCUUUGUGAAGUCAUUAAGUGAAGACAUGAAACAGCAGGAUUUGGAUUCUGAUGAAAAUCAGUUUGUGUUAGCGUUGGCAGGGAUUGUAACAAAUGUGGCUGCACUGGCUUGUGGCCGUGAGUUCUUGGUUAGUUCAAGUCGUGACCUGUUGGACACAAUGAUGCACCUCCUGGGAGAGAUGAAGCCAGGACUUUGUACAAAGUUUAAAGUGCUAAUGCUAAUGUCACUUUACAACGUGAGUAUCAACUUGAAAGGCUUGAAGUACAUCAGUGAAAGUCCAGGUUUUAUUCCUUUGCUUUGGUGGCUCUUGAAUGGUACUUAUUUCUCCCCACAUUCCAGCACAUGGCUUUAUUGAAGGCUGGCUGAAGAUUGUGCAUAUUAACAACGAACACAUAAAUGAUGUAUGGCAAAUGGAACAAAUAACUUCUUCAGCUGUAAAACUGUAUUAUACAUUUUCAUUUGGAAUAUGCAGAAUAGAGAAUUGCAAAAAUUGUGCUUUCUAUGAGAUGCUUUUGCUAAAAUUAUAAGCAACUAAAAGCAAACGGACUGUUGUGAACAAUGAAAAGAUAAUGCUCCUAAUGUUUGAGUAAUUAAAAAUGCAUCUUGUUUUCCUAACAGUAGAGUUGUUAUGUCUUCUUAGCUUAAGCCACUCAAAGGUCUUCCUUGGUAAAUUUCUCUGAUGCAACAAUGCUGAUCUUCAAUACCCAUUUCGCUUUCAUGUAGACUGAUUUAAACUGAAAGGUUGAUGUGUUGUUGCCAAGAAAGUUUUGUAAAGAUAAAUGUUGUAUUGAGCUUUGAAGGAAUCUGAAGGCUUAUGUAAAAAAUUAAAGGAAAGCAUUGUGUUUUACUGCUGAUUUGAUUAGUUGGUCUGUUUGUUUCUUAAGUCUAAUUAGUCAUGGGGUAGAGCUUGUUGUGCUCUUAAACUGUAUUGCAUCCAACAGUAUAUCUUGGUUACUGACUGAGUAAAUUUAAGCUGAUAAAUUCCCUUAUUUGUAGCCUUUUCAACAUCUGAAAGAUAAAAGAGAGGUUUCUGGCUGUCUGUUCCUCCCAAACACAACUGAAUAAAUGCUGCUGAAGAGGGCAGAGUUGUUGUUUCAGGUUCCUUCUGGAGCCAACAAGCCAGCACCAAAUGGCAUCUGCAGAUUAUGACACUGUGGUUAUUCCCAGCCUGUGUGUUGAGCCGUGAGAAAUGGCAGCAUACUAUUUUUUUGGGGAGGCUCACUUCUAAUAAGCACUGGAUUCUUUCCUC
Messenger RNA from Lagopus leucura (white-tailed ptarmigan), 1752 nucleotides. RefSeq names its product heat shock transcription factor 2 binding protein (gene HSF2BP). Bases 16 to 858 code for a protein of 280 amino acids. Lineage: Eukaryota; Metazoa; Chordata; Aves; Galliformes; Phasianidae. The transcript has 8 exons. Gene Ontology annotation, cellular component: cytosol. The record is from RefSeq and is a predicted model, not a curated record.